Messenger RNA from Batrachochytrium dendrobatidis JAM81, 1456 nucleotides. RefSeq lists its product as uncharacterized. Gene Ontology annotation, molecular function: glycosyltransferase activity. The transcript has 2 exons. Bases 9 to 1367 code for a protein of 452 amino acids. Gene Ontology annotation, biological process: protein O-linked glycosylation. Lineage: Eukaryota; Fungi; Chytridiomycota; Chytridiomycetes; Rhizophydiales. The record is from RefSeq and is a predicted model, not a curated record.
CCGAAGCCAUGGUGUAUAUGCCUCACUCAUUUUUUGUUAAUGAUCAUCGGCAAGGAUUUCGUGAACAUCACGAUUCAAAGAUUGAUCAAAUUAUUUUUGAAUUGGACACUGGCAUAUAUGGACUUGAAGACAGUAAUAGUGCAAUUGAUCUAGCAUCCAUUACACUUCCAAUAGCGACUUUUAGUCAACCAUCAUCUGCCGUUCCGCAUGAGCUUGAUGUCAUGGCUCUCACAUCAUCUGAAAUUCAGCACUGGCGCAAGGAACAAAUACGCAGACUGAAAAUGAGACACGAGCUUUUUCCUUGGCUUGCAGAAGAUACAGUGAUUUUUGCUAAUUUCAACCAACUGUAUAAAGUUGAUCCACAUAUUUUUGCUACAUGGAUGCGUAUCUUGUCUAGAGUUCCGAAUUCUAUUUUGUGGCUUUUGAGAUUUCCACCUGCUGGCGAAGCGCAUUUGAGACGCAAGGCGGUCGAGUUGGUUGGUGAAUCAGUUUCACGCCGGUUGAUUUUCACUGAUGUUGCGCCAAAGCAUUUACAUAUUCAUCGUGGACGUAUUGCAGAUGUGUUUCUUGACACACCCGAAUGCAAUGCGCACACAACAGCAGCUGAUAUUCUUUGGAGUGGUACGCCCAUCAUCACCUAUCCCAAAUACGAUUUUAAAAUGUGUUCUCGUGUAGCAGCAUCGGUUGCCUAUGCUACAGGAUCGUGGCACUCGACAGAUCGCCACUAUAUUCCCAACGUUGACAGGUCCAGUCGUAACUGCCAAGGCUUAGAUAUUGAUCUUCAUCGUCUUCGUGAUGGAAAUCUAUUGGGACACUUGAUGGUUGUAAACAGCUAUGAAGAAUAUGAGGAGCGGUCUGUCAUGCUUGCUCAAAGUUUGCGUUGGGGAUGGACUCGAAUCGAUAUGUGGUCUGGAAGGCAUCAGCCAGUAGAACAAACCAAACUGCCUAAAAACAUUGGCGCCACUAUUUUACCAGCCGAAAAUACAGCGACAGAUACGUCCACUCCUGAGCAGCAAUUACCCAAUCUACCCGUAUUUGAUACCAAGCAAGUAUUCUAUCCCAAUGCAACCCGCCCAACACACAUUUUUGUUCCUUUUGGUCUUGCAAUAGAUCUUCGCAGACGGCUGUUUCUUACACGUGAUUCUAUGCCGCUGUUUGAUACCCCACUGUGGGUACGCCAUUUAGAAUCUGGUAUAAAUGCCAUGUACACCAAAUGGGUCAAGGGAUAUACCCUUUUGCAGAAACGCAACGAAGAAGAGUUUGUUGAAGUCCAACAGGUUGGAAACAAACCUCGAUUGGCUAAGCGAAGAUCAAGUGUUGGUAAUGGGGCAUCGAGGUGCUUAUUUGUCAAACCUUUGGAACAAUAAAUUAAAUUGCGUUUGAUUCUGCACUGUAAUUAUGGAUUCAAACGAGUUGAUAGUUUGUUUAAAGCAAUAUAAUAAACGUAAUCUAAGCG